Molecule: messenger RNA, 1485 nt
Organism: Fonticula alba
Lineage: Eukaryota; Rotosphaerida; Fonticulaceae
Exons: 6
Coding region: 1-1485 (494 amino acids)
Molecular function (GO): corrinoid adenosyltransferase activity
Source: RefSeq, a predicted model, not a curated record
AUGGCGGGCAGCAGUGUCCCGGCUGGCGGCAUUGGCGGCCGUCAUUGCUGGCUGUUCCAAGCGAUUUCCCCGAAGGAGUCGCCUCAGAUCCGCCGGCCGAAGGAGUUGCCGCAUGCCGGCCGCCGGGGGACCUCGAGCCUCUACAAUGGGACUCGCGUGUCCAAGUCCGACCCCGUCUUCCUGACCAUGGGCCAUGUUGACACGUUGAACUCCAGCAUCGGCGUUGCGAUUCAGUUCCUCACCAGCCACAAGGACAAGAAGAUGAUCGCCGACCACCUGGUGUUGGUCCAGAAUUGGCUGUUCGACCUCGGGGCCCACAUCGCCACCCCGCGGACCAGCUCCAACCCCACAAAGAUCAACGCCACCCAGUUCGACGAUGAUGGCAUGCUGGCCACCCAGCUCGAGGAGUGGAUCGACGACAUCAGCGCCCGGCUUCCGCCGCUGAAGAACUUCAUCCUCCCCUCCGGCGGCUACGCCUCGUCCCAUCUCCACAUGGCCCGGUCGUACUGCCGCAUGGUCGAGCCCCACCUUGUGACGCUGGUGGUCGACCGCCAGGACUGCCAUCCCUCCAGCCUGGCUUUCAUCAAUCGGCUGUCGGACUAUUUGUUCGUUGCCGCGCGUCUUGCCUCGCAGGCGGAUGCCGUGCCGACGGCCACCUACCAAAAGCGUCUGCUGACCGGGGCCGCGGUCCAGCGCCGGCGGACCACCACCUCCGCCCCGGCAGGAGGUCUGCGCUUUUUGAUGCUGCUCCUGCUGGCUUUCUGUGUGGCCACCUUCGUGCUGGGGGCGGUUCUCCUGACCACGGUUUUGACGGUGGCUCCGCGGGACAUGCAGGUGGAUAUCAUCGCCGGGACCAUGACGCACCCGAUCUUCCUGUAUCGGCUGCUGUCGCUGGCGGCCGGCGCGGCCGUGGCCAACCUCCCCCGGGUCCUCGGCCCGCUGGCUGCCAUGCACCAUGGUGCCAUGCAGCUGGCAGGUGAUCUGGUGGCUCGCGGCCCGGCCGACGCGGUGAGUCGCCUUCGUGAGCAGGCGGCCACCCUGCCGGCCCAUGGGGCGGCGCUGGCCCGGUGGUCGGCGGCCGAGACGGCGGCCGUGGCGGCGCACGCGCGCGCCACCCUCCCCAGCCUUCUGGGGUCCACCUUUGCCGAGGCCUACACCCAGUCGUACCAGCUGGCCGAGAAGGCCAUCCUCCCGAGCCUGGACUCCGGGAAGCAGUGGUCCGUCGCGACGGCGGCCCACUUCGCCCCGGCGGUGGUCGUGCGCCUGGAGCAGGCUCGCGACCAGUACCUGGCUCCGGCGCUGGCUCAGGCGGGUCGACUGGUCGGCGAGGCUGAUCGCCAGGUUCCGCAGGUCCGCCGGGCCUUCAUGGCGUCCGUUGACUUCCUCAACGACCGGAUUGGCCAUCUGAUCCAGCCUCCCGGCGGCACGGGGUCCAAGUGCGGCACGGCCAAGCCCCUGCGCCACCUGACCCCCUUCGGCAACUGA